This is a messenger RNA of Metarhizium acridum CQMa 102, 1701 nucleotides long. NCBI's taxonomy places the organism in Eukaryota, Fungi, Ascomycota, Sordariomycetes, Hypocreales, Clavicipitaceae. The record is from RefSeq and is a predicted model, not a curated record.
AUGGAUGAGCGCCCCGAGCAAUUGACGACUUUGGGCCGCAUCUUUCAGUCUACGCGCGGGGCCUCUGUCAGAAUACUUUGGUGUGAAGGGAAGGGUAUCCAGGCGCUCUGGAACGAGAAGGCGCAGACCAAUCAGAACAUGGCGCGCCCAACAAUGCAACCGCUACGAAGUCCGCACCGUCAAGGCAUUAAUACUCAAGGUCAUAAGCGCCGCGUCGAAUCAUCUUUAAGCGAAGUCGAAGACAAUCGGCAGAAUCAUUCGUCGAAGAAACGGAAACUCGAUCAUCCGGACAUUCCACCUCCAAGAUUUUGGGACGAUUUAUCAAGAAUUCCCCUUACUCGGAACGCGAUACGAGAGCUUAACAGACGAAAUCGCUUCAGCAGAGACUCCCAAAGAUACAUAUCACCACAGCAUACAUCUGUAGCUGUUUCAACCGUUCAGCGCUUUGCAAGACAAGGUGGACCCGAUCUGUCGAAUAUCAGAGGGUGUCGACUUCCGAUUCAGUCUUACGACAGAAUGAGCUCCAGUCAAUCAAGCCUCGGACGCCGAAAGAGGGGAUCCCAGUCCCCAAUAAAAAGGGCCAGCCAGUUUCCAUCAAAGAGCAAUGCGACACCGAAUACUACGAGCACGAGAAGUACAGGCCCUUAUGACCGCGCUUUCCAACAGCAUCUGGUUGAUCACAGAAUAUUCCCAGACGGGUAUGAGUAUCCAGAUGGCACCUUACCUCCGGAGCCUGAGAACAUGGAUGAGAUACUUCUAGCCAUGGCCCAGCCUAGACCAUCUUUAUCUCCAUCUCGAUUCUCGAACGAUGACUUUCGAAGAUUUAAGAGAGCAGAUACUCACGCCUUUAAAGAGCGUGAAAUUACAACAACUGUCAUACCAAUAAUUGAGGGAACUGUACCUGAUAUAAAGUGUGUUGCUGGAGAAAUUCCCUUCACAAAUCUUGACCAUUUAACCGAUGGCACACUUGUACCAGGCAAUCCUGACCUCUACUAUGGUGCGCGUCCAGAGCAGCUCGAUCGCAGAAUUCGCAGAGAGCUAAGCGGCCAGAUUGUCCCCUCAACGCAAAGUGACUUGCCAAUAGCGCCUAACUUUUUCCUUGAAGCCAAAGGGCCGGACGGAACACUAUCAGUUGCUUGCCGACAGUCAUAUUACGAUGGUGCUUUAGGGGCUAGAGGAAUACAUAGUCUACAGUCGCACGGCAUUCCAGAUCCACAAUACGACAAUAAGGCGUAUACUAUUUCAUCAGUAUACCACGGAGGCCAACUAAAGAUGUACAGCAGCCAUCCAAUACCACCAUGCUCUCCGGAAGACAAACCUGGCUGCGUUACAACACAUAUCAAAUCGUGGGCUCUCACUGGCGACGCAGACUCAUUUCGACAAGGUGCUACUGCUUAUCGUAACGCCAGAGAUUGGACAAAGCAAGCGAGAGAUGAAGCCAUCAAGCUGGCAAACCAAAGACUAGUCGGGAAGCAACACGUUUCAUCUCCCAGUGGCGAUCUGCAUUCAAUCCCGGCGAGCGAAGCGUCUGGCGAAGGCACUACCAUUACCAGCCAGGAAACGAUCCUGAAACCUAGCUCAAAUGUGUCGCUGCCCUGUGAUUCCGACACAUCCGCCGAUGAACUCGCGUUAGAUGGCAGUUUUUGGCAGCCAGCCAAGCGUGCUAAGUCAAAAUCACGAUCUCCACGGAAGAAGAAAUAG